AGCUGCUGUCGAAACCACUAUGUUCAAUUUCUCAUUUACUACAACUUUCUUGACCAAAUGUUCGCAGAAAAGUUCAAAGCUGAUCGUCAAAUGGUUCGCCAGUCGAUUAUAAAUCAAACUAAUGGAUGUAUUGACAAGAUCAAGGAAGUGCGUUUUCUCAUAGCUGCGGUACAAACGUUCGGCAAUCUGGAUGGAAUGUGCUUGAUGGCUGAGUAUGCAAUGAACGAGUUCAAUCUAAGAGAUGGAGUUAUUGAUAGGUUUUUCACGCUUGUCGGACCGUGGCAAAUUCCUAAUGAAAUUCAAAGACACAGAGCGGAAUUCCAUGCGAAUGAGACACAUCGCAUCCCACUAACCAUUGGCUUCACACAAAUGGAUAAGAGGCAGCUUGUGACGGAGAUUCUUGGACGAUGUGAGCCCGACAUCGCCCGUAGUCAAGGAAUAAGUGUUGGCCUCUAUUCGGAAAAAAGUACCGACUGCAUAAAUGUAUUUGUUCGCAAAAGCAUUUUACUAUGUAUUUCAAUAAGGCAACCAAUUUCGGAAGUGGUUAAAAUACCUUAG
Messenger RNA from Angiostrongylus costaricensis, 558 nucleotides. The record is from the annotation of a GenBank genome assembly. Lineage: Eukaryota; Metazoa; Nematoda; Chromadorea; Rhabditida; Metastrongylidae.